GUGGUCGGCGGUAAUUUUUAGAGGUACCGGGACACCGAAGAUGUUGGCAUUCGUUCCAAACAUCUCGUGGUGAUAGCGUGUGCUCCCUCGGCUCCUCCAGCGAAAUCUCGAUUUCAAUCGGACACAAAAGUCAGGCAUCGGGCCUUAUUGUACAUUACGCCAGUGUUUCGCUGAACCUAUUGCUGCCACGUUCGCUCGGUUGUACCUCACUGUCAAUUCGUUCGACCGUUGAAUUUGAUUACGGCAAGCCAAGAUCGCGCUCAAGUGUUUCUUCGUAUUGCGUCACACAAUCCCUGAAAAACGAGCCUUUUUUUUUUCUGGAACAGUCUGCCUGUCGGAUCAUCAGGAUCGUCUUUAAAAAAAAAUGCCUAAAUCGUUCCUCUUUACUCAUCGACGUUACAACAUCAGCCCCGUUCCUACCGAAGAGGCAGCAUCGAUUGCAUCAUCGCUCCGGAAUGGUAAAGAUGACGUUGCUGCUGUUGUGUCCGUGGUCAAACCAGUCCAGCAACCACAACGUUACAUUCAGCAACAACAUAGGAAGGCAAACAGCAACCCGCAAAACUAUCCGGCGUUCCCUCUGUCGCCUGGCCAAGGAACUGUAGCCGAGCUAAAAUCACCUGGACGACCGCAAUCCGCCCGCAUUUCACCCGUCAUCGGAAGUGGUAGUAUUAUGACACCGGAUGGCCGCCUCCAGCACCACGGCACUACGAUUCCCGAAGAGAUGUACAACUUGUUCCAGUUAGCUGAAGUCAGUCUGGCUACUUCAGGCGGGAGCGAAUUCCGUUCUGUGCUGGAACGCUGGCGCCAUCAACAGCAAGGCUUGGUGAUGGCACGAGCUUUGAAAAGCCCAGUUGUCAAAAUGCUGGACAUGUCCAGCUGCUCCAGUCAUUCAACGCCGGUGCUGGAUAAACCGCUGGAUUUGAGCCGCGAUCCAGCAACAACCGCCACGUCGAGCGAAGUCCGCAUUUUAACACCGUCACCAUCGCCAACGCCUUCCGAGACUCAUCUCACCAUUAAUCUCGGCCUGCGCAAGAAAUCACCGCAAUCCAGCAGGGCCGCUUCAUCCGAAGCUGAAGACGACGAAGACGAUGACGAAGAUGUCGAUGAAUUGGAUGCCACAGAUUCUUGCUGGUCGCCUGAUGAUGUCACUUCGUGCAAGUCCGUGUCUGUCGUUGUGAAAGGGCCAAGUGCUAGCAAUAGCAGCAACAGUGGCGAUAGUCACACAGGGCCAGACGGACAUGAAUGUCCCGAUUGUGGCAAGCGCUACAGCACUUCUUCCAACCUGGCCAGACAUCGACAAACUCAUCGAUCACCAGCUGACCAAAAGGCGAGACGCUGUCCUCAUUGCGACAAAGUUUACGUUUCAGUUCCGGCUUUCUCAAUGCACGUCCGCACUCACAGCCAGGGUUGCAAGUGUCCUUACUGCGGUAAAUCAUUUUCCAGGCCAUGGCUGUUACAGGGCCACAUACGAACCCAUACAGGCGAGAAGCCUUUCACCUGUCAAAUCUGUGAGAAAGCGUUUGCUGACAAAUCCAACCUACGAGCCCACAUCCAGACUCAUUCCAAUUUGAAGCCGUUCACGUGCCAACGUUGCGGCAAAGCUUUCGCUCUCAAAUCCUAUCUUUACAAGCACGAAGAGUCGUCGUGCAUGAAAAUGGUCACCAAAGGUCCCGCUCCUGAUCCCAAAGACGAUUAAAGUCCAGUCAGUCAAUAGCCUAUAUACAUUAAGGAUAAAGAUUAGUCGAUCGGCUAUUUUGCCAAAAUUAUACAUACUUACGAAACUCUCCAUUGAUAGACAUUAGGAUUCGCCAUUUUUGAUGCAAAAGGACCUGGUAUUAUAAGAGUAUUAUAAAUUUAAGAAAGGAUGAUUAUUCUAAGUCCCGUAAACAUUAUGUGUAGAUAGCCGUAAGUGUUUCUCUUUUUUCUUCUAUUUCAAAUACUUGGUAUUACGAAAUCAUAAAAAACAGCUAGGCACUCCAAAGAAAAAUUUGUUUUUGCGGUCAAACUGUUCUAGCCUUGCCUCAAUCGAGGGGAACAAAAGACGACGAUAUAUUUAUAAUCUUUUGACGUGUAAACUUUGAGAGCAUUUGAUCAGCCUUUUGUUUGAACUGGGUUUGUUCUUCGUCUUGACAAAUGGCGAGAGGGAACCUUUCGAAGAAUUGAUUAGUUGAAAACAUUGUAGCCCUAAGAUAUGUAUGACUAUUUGUAGGGACCACUUUUCUUCAUUCGAUCGGAUUCCACGCAAGUGUAGUCACGCCAAUAUAGUGCCUCAUAAUACUCCAAUUCAAAAUGAUAAAAAUAUUAGAGUACUUUUCCUUAAAAAGUUAGCCAUAAUCAUUAGAACAAAAAAAACAGAAAAAGAAAAAAAGAUUUUGCCCUUGAUUGGGCGAAUUGAAUCUAACAGGGACGUUGAAAUAUGCUUGUCAAAGAAACAAUUCGUACACUAGUCUCUGUGUAUGCAAAUAUCAAGUGCCCUUGUUAAUAGUGAUGGUAUUGAACAUUUCAGAAAAAAAGAUUCGUUUCUUAUAUUUUACGUAUCAAUUUUCAUUUUCAUUUUUUUUUUUAAUUACCCUCCACUUGAGUGGAUGGCCUGCUAAGCACACAUGAAUUUUAGGUUCUCUUAAAAACAAAAAUGAAUGGAUAGUUAAGCUAAGGACGGAGUUCCUUUUUUUCUACAGUGACAAACAUCUUGUUCUGGUAUAGCCAUCUAGUCUUUCUUUAAAUCAACUCAGCGAUGGAAAAUUCAAAUUGUCGAACCGAGUAAAUACCAAACCUUGCUAUUCAUUGUGUGCCAAAUAUGAAGGAUAAAAUACUCAUAGUUUUGUCUGAGUCUUCUCGAUAUUUUCUGUUUUAUAAAACUCUCUACUUUUAUACUCCCUUCUCCGGAAUGUAAUUGACGAUUGAUGACUACUCAUUACUUUUGGAAAGACUUCGACAAUAAACAGUUUUAAGUUAAAACACUUAA
Daphnia magna is the source of this 2965-nucleotide messenger RNA. RefSeq names its product zinc finger protein SNAI2. The record is from RefSeq and is a predicted model, not a curated record. The transcript is spliced from 4 exons. The coding region runs from base 365 to 1696 and encodes 443 amino acids. Gene Ontology annotation, biological process: regulation of DNA-templated transcription. Lineage: Eukaryota; Metazoa; Arthropoda; Branchiopoda; Diplostraca; Daphniidae. Gene Ontology annotation, molecular function: RNA polymerase II cis-regulatory region sequence-specific DNA binding; DNA-binding transcription factor activity, RNA polymerase II-specific.